This is a messenger RNA of Oryzias melastigma (Indian medaka), 3683 nucleotides long. It is a transcript of the gene chuk, whose product is annotated as component of inhibitor of nuclear factor kappa B kinase complex. Gene Ontology annotation, biological process: peptidyl-serine phosphorylation; tumor necrosis factor-mediated signaling pathway; positive regulation of transcription by RNA polymerase II. The record is from RefSeq and is a predicted model, not a curated record. NCBI's taxonomy places the organism in Eukaryota, Metazoa, Chordata, Actinopteri, Beloniformes, Adrianichthyidae. Bases 163 to 2460 code for a protein of 765 amino acids. The transcript is spliced from 22 exons. Gene Ontology annotation, cellular component: IkappaB kinase complex; cytoplasm. Gene Ontology annotation, molecular function: ATP binding; IkappaB kinase activity.
CGCAGCCUGGUUUCAUUUUCAAGUUUCUCGUGACGUACGUCCGUGGAAAGUACACACACAGCAGCGACGCGGUGCUGCAGAGACCUGGAAACAACAAGGCUCCUCACGUCCGCGUUUCCACUGAAAACGGCUCAUGUCAGUCUCUUAGGAACCCGAGCUUACAUGGCAGCCAUGGAAAAGCCUCCGUUCAGGCAGAACGUAAACUGCGGGGACUGGGAGAUGAAGGAGAGGCUGGGGAUGGGGGGGUUUGCCCAUGUUUACCUGUACCAACAUCGUGAAACAAACGAGAAGCUGGCGGUGAAAAUGUGCCGUUUGGAGCUCACACCAAGAAAUAGAGACAGAUGGAGCAGAGAAAUCCAGAUCAUGAAGAAGCUGAAUCACAUCAAUGUGGUGACAGCUCAGGAUGUUCCAGAGGAGAUUGAGAUCAUCGCCUUCCAUGAUCUUCCACUGCUGGCCAUGGAGUACUGCUCCAAAGGAGACCUGAGGAAGGUUUUAAGUAAGCCUGAAAACUGCUGCGGUCUGAAAGAAAGUGAGGUGCUUUCUUUACUCAGUGAUGUGGGGUCUGGUAUUCAGUAUCUUCACGAGAACAAAAUCAUACACCGAGACCUUAAACCGGAAAACAUCGUCCUGCAAGAGAUCAAUGGAAAGCUCGUUCACAAAAUCAUCGACCUGGGCUAUGCCAAAGACCUGGACCAGGGCAGCCUCUGCACCUCCUUUGUCGGCACACUGCAGUAUCUGGCGCCUGAGCUGUUCGAGAACAAGCCGUACACCGUCACCGUGGACUACUGGAGCUUCGGCACCAUGAUCUUUGAGUGCAGCUGUGGUUUCAGGCCCUUUCUGCAUAACCUGCAACCUGUACAAUGGGCCAGCAAGGUGAAGAAUAAAGGUCCAAAGGACAUCAUGGCUGUAGAGGACCUGAACGGUGAAGUCAAGUUCUCCACUCGCCUCCCCUACCCCAACAACCUCAGCAGGACUCUGCUGGAGCCCAUGGAGACUCUGCUUCAGCUGAUGUUAAAGUGGGAUCCAGUCCAGAGGGGGGGCAAAGUCAACUCUGACACCAAGAAGCCGAUGUGCUUUGAAGUGCUUGAGCAGAUCCUCAGCAUGAAGGUGGUCCACAUUCUGAACAUGACCACCGCUAAGGUCCACUCUUUCCAGCUCACUCCAGACGAGAGUCUCCACAGUCUGCAGAAGAGAAUCGAAGGAGAGACCAAGAUCGAGGUGGUCAACCAGGAGCUUCUGCACGAGACGGGCGUGUCUCUGGAUCCCAGGAAACCUGCCGCACAGUGCGCCUUAGACGGAGUGAGAGGAUGGGAUAGCUACGUCGUGUAUUUAUUUGAUAAAAGCCUCACCAAGUAUUCUGGCCCCUUCACUGCCAGAUGGCUGCCUGAGAAGGUCAACACUAUAGUUCAAGAUCCCAAAACACAGCUGCCUCUGGUGGUGCUGAAGAAGGUGUGGGGGGAAGCGGUGAGCUACAUCUGCGGCCUGAAGGAUGAUUACUGCAGACUCUUCCAAGGACAGAGAGCUGCCAUGUUGAGCCUCCUGCGCUACAACACCAACCUGACCCGCUGUAAGAACAGCAUGUUCGGCUUCUCCCAGCAGCUCAAAGCCAAGCUGGACUUCUUCAAGAGCAGCAUUCAGUACGACCUGGAGAAGUACAGCGACCAGAUGCACUAUGGAAUCUCCUCAGAAAAGAUGCUGAAAGCCUGGCAGGAGAACGAGGAGCGAGCGGCUGCUUUUGCACAGGUGGCAGAGGUGAGUCAUUUGGACGAUGAGAUCAUGGCUCUGCACUCAGAGAUCGUGGAGCUUCAGAGGAGUCCGUACGCUCGACGCCAAGGAGACAAGAUGGAGCAGCUAGAAGAAAAAGCGAUUGAUCUCUACAGACAGCUAAAGUUGAAAUGCAAAAUACCGGACUCGGAUGUGAGAAGUGACAGCUCAGAGAUGGUGAAGGCCAUCAUCCAGACGGUCCAGAACCAGGACAAGGUCCUGAAGGAUCUCUACACCCACCUCAGUAAAAUCCUGAUUAGCAAACAGAAGAUCAUUGACUUGUUCCCACGCAUUGAGAAAACCUUGGAGAACAUAAAGGAUGCCGACAACACGGUGAUGCAGAUGCAGAUCAAGAGACAGAGGGAGUUCUGGCAUCUAGUCAAGAUCGCCUGUGCCCAGAACUCGUCACGGAACUCCAUCGCCGUCAGUCCGGAGUCGUCUAACCUGCUGCAGGUCUCUCAGUGGUCGCAGUCGGCCCAGCCGGUCAGCUCCCCCCAUCCGCUCGUCUCCCUGCCCGGUCCAAACGACAGUGACGCUGCCCCCCGCCUGCUGCAGGAGAACCAGAAGUACCUCAGUCAGCUGACCAGCUUGAUGCAGGAGGCUGCUGACGACCAGGCCAAAAGUAUAGUGGACCAAGAUUGGAGCUGGACGAAAUACGAAUCUUUAUCUACAAAGUUAAAAAAGCGAAAUGCAUAAAGGCCCUUUUGCCCCCGAACUCCCACUAACACUAAGCAGUGUAAAGUGUCUCUGCAGCUGAGGGGGGUGUUGUUCAUGGACCUGGAAUAUCCUGUAAAACUGAUCCUCUUUUGAGGACAAAGAGACGACGGUUGCCGAUGUUCGCCCUCUCAUCUUCACACAGAGGAAGAGCGAGGGAUCAACGAUCCUGUUUUGAUACCAGAAACUCACCAGCCUUCCUGCUUUCUUUUGAUUUGCUGCUCAGUUUUUCUUCAUAAAUCCAAACUUUCAUGGUGAAAACUGUCGGGAUCAUCCAGCACAAACGUGGGAACCGGUUCCACUUUGACACCACAACAGGAAACAGGAAGUGAUCUGGAGGUCAGAGGUGGACUAAAGAGUUGGGGGUGGGGGGGUAAUAAUCAAGCAAACUGCACUUUGAAACUCCCAUGUAGCUUCUUCGUGAAGAGAACGGUUGAUUUUACAGAAAAGCGAUUAAAUUGAUGUUUUCCUACAAACAUUUGGUUGUUAAAAUGUCUGUAAAUGUAUUGGGGCUUUUAAUUUGAAAGUGUUCUAUAUAACAGGUGGCUGAUAUAUGGCCAUGUUUGUACAGUGUUCAUACUGUCUGUAUAUUUUAAUUAUCGCCAUGGUUACGCACAGUUUGUUUCAGUGGAUCUUUUAGAAAGAAUCCAAACGAGGAAAGCUGUUCAAUUAAAGUGUUUUUACCCAAAUAAACUUUUUUUUUUUUCAUUUUCAGCAGAAUGAUAAUCCGACCUCAGUUUGAAUAAAUGUGUGUAAAUUUGUGUGUUUUCUUUAACACCUUUCAGUUUAGGAUUUUAGCUGGAACAUCAAAUCAGAGGCUCAAUCUCAAUCCUGUCGCACAAAUGUUCUAGUGAUGGAUGACAGAAAAAAAAAACUGGAGCUGAAGUUUAAUGGAUGCUCAGUUUUCAUCAUUUUCAAUCUGAAAGUCUUCACUCUUAAGCAGCUGGAGUUUGAUUUACUUUAAGUGAAAAUCUGCUGCAGUGAAUAUCAAAGUGGAAGAAAUGCCCCGGUGUGAUCAAAUAAACGAGGGGGAAUGUAGUUCUGGAGCAUGUUCAGAUGUAUUUAGGAAAUGAAAGUGCAAUGACAUCUUUUUAUUUGUCAUUUUGUUUCCUUUACAUUUGAGUUUCGUUGUCUCUGAAUGUUGAGUUUUUCUGUUGUAUGAAGAUCAGAUGUUUACCUGAUAAUAAACUCGGUGACCUCGGAUA